CUCGUCGCGUAAGCGUGAGUCCAUCGCUCUUCUUCCUACUUCUCCUUCCUACGUAAUCGAGAAGGGUGGGUCGAUCGUCGUUUGUUGAUGCGCGGGCCCGCAGGGUCACCUUCAAAAUGUUAUUUCCAGCUUUUCAGUAGACUCCACUUACCGGCGUCCUCCGCUGGAAAGCUUAUCGAAACCAUUCGCGCUCCGAAACCAGAAACUUUUUCGGUCGCAUUUUUUAGUUGAAUGGGUGUUUGAUGAGAUAAACUUGAGCUAUUUUCGAGUUUAGAUCGUAGCUACACUUUUCGCACAGUGAGUGUUUAUCAAUGGCAGAAGAAGCGAAAGCACGUGGGAAUCUGUAUGGAGGCCGAAUACCAACAAGGUACAUCCUAGCAGUACUGGGAUGCGUAGGUUUAGGCAUUAUCUAUGGUCUCAAGGUCAACCUCCAUGUGGCCAUAGUAAGCAUGGUAAACCAUACUGCCCUAUAUCAAGUAGGCGUUGAAAAGGGUUUGAGCACGAACGUUGGUGCAUCUAAAAUUGACGCUCAAGCUUGUGGAUCGGAUGUUAAUAAUAGUGACAAGAGUAGUCCGGCUGUUGCAGAGGAUGGCCCCUUUCCAUGGCCCGCCCCCAUCCAAGGCCUCCUUCUCAGCGCCUAUUUCUGGGGUUACAUCGUAGCGCAAAUCCCCGGCGGCCGUAUCGCCGAACUCUCCAGCGCCAAAUGGGUGAUGUUCUUCUCGGUAGCGAUCAACGCCCUAUGCACCCUGUUGACGCCAUUGGCUGCCCGACUUCACUUCGGCGCGCUAUUGGCCAUGCGCGUUGGGGAGGGGAUAGGAGGCGGAGUCACCUUCCCCGCGAUGCAUGUUAUGUUGGCGCAUUGGGCACCGCCUUGCGAGAGGAGUGUCAUGAGCAGUAUCGUGUAUGCGGGAACGGCACUCGGCACUGUGAUAUUCAUGCUGGUAUCUGGCUUGAUAGCAGCUUCCAUAAGCUGGGAGGCAGUAUUCUACAUAGAAGGAGGAGUCAGCUUGAUCUGGCUCAUACUGUGGAUGACUUUGACAGCAGAUACUCCACAAUCGCAGAGGUUCAUCAGUGAGGAAGAGAGGGACUAUAUUGUCAAGUCCUUGAAUCAGGGCAAAGAGGAGGUUAAACACAAGGAAAAACUAAAAAUGCCAUGGAAGGCAGUACUAACUUCCCCAGCGUUCCUCGCUAUCCUUAUAGCUCACACAUGCUCGAAUUGGGGCUGGUACAUGGUGCUCAUAGAACUGCCACUCUACAUGAAAUCAGUACUGAAUUUCAAGAUUUCCGAAAACGCAGUAGUCACGGCAGUACCAUUCUUGUGCAUGUGGCUUUUCACUUUGUUGUUCAGCAAGAUUUUGGAUACUUUGAGAGGAAAAAAGAUCAUCACCACCACUGCUGCGAGAAAGAUCGCUACAGGUAAGGGUAUUAUACAAGAUGUUCCAGACUAUACAGGGUGUCCUGAAAGUUUGGACUUUCUUUUUCAGAAACAGCUAUGUUUGAAAUAACAAACUUAAUAGCACUGAAAACUUAAAAAAUACUCACUAUUUAUUUGGUAC
This is a messenger RNA of Acanthoscelides obtectus, 1556 nucleotides long. Lineage: Eukaryota; Metazoa; Arthropoda; Insecta; Coleoptera; Chrysomelidae. The record is from the annotation of a GenBank genome assembly.